Messenger RNA from Knipowitschia caucasica, 1005 nucleotides. Lineage: Eukaryota; Metazoa; Chordata; Actinopteri; Gobiiformes; Gobiidae. The record is from the annotation of a GenBank genome assembly.
AUGGGAAACACGCAGAGUCACGUGUUCGCCUCUCUCUCUCUGUGCUCUCUGUAUUUACUUUACUCCAAGAUUUAUUGCUCGUAUCGUGUGUUAUCCACUAAAGAGCUUCAUUACAACAGACAGCCGAGUUCUGCGUACCUCUUUCUCCGGUACGUGUCCCGCUGUUUGAGGGGCCCCCGCGGAUCAGGGUCAGAUGGAGCCCGGCUGGAGGUCACUCUGCACGGCUGCAGACUGGACCUGGACCUGCUGAGGAGGUUCUGCUCCGUGGGGGGGUACGGCUGGGACUAUCCUGACAGUGAAUACAGAGACAUCCCCCUGUGCUUCCCAGAGGCCGUGUGCUUCAAACUACUGCUGACGCUGCUGACGGACCAGGACUUCAAGCUCAGCCCUGCAGGUCUCGUCCGGGUGCGUCAGUCCAUCCGGAGCCUGCAGCCCGUGGAUGAGCUGAAGAAGGGUCUGUUCCAGGUGCGAGCUUCAGUGCUGGUCUACAGAGCUGUGAGUGGAGGAGAGGAGGUGGACAUCGCUCUCUCUGCUUCGUCCAGAAACCAGAGUCCAGUGUGGGAGAGCGUCCUGACCCUGCUGUCCCAGACGGAGACACACAGACGCACGAAACCAGCGCCUCUGAGCAGAAGCAACGAUGCACAGAUGGAUCUGCAGCAGGUGGAUCUCACAGUGCCCAGAUUCCCCACAAUGCCUUGCUUCUCUCUCUGGCGGGCCGCCUCGGCUCUUUGUGGAUUAAAGUCUCUGAUGACGCCAAGACUUUGGAUGCUGUCCGUGUGUUUGGCUGAAAUUGAGAAGCGUCGAGGGAGUAGAUCAGUCACCGCUCCGGCCAGCGUCACUGUACAGUUCACAGAAGAAACCACGAUCCCAGGGACAGUCCAAGCCCAGUUUUGGGACUCGAAAGACACUGUAGAUCAAGGGUCUAUGAAAGUUUGCUUCAGUCUGAUGAGCGCUGGAAGCAAGCGGGCUCUGAUGGAAGGACGACUAUCUUCUGUGAAUGAUUGA